AUGGCCAAGUUUUUCGCCCCUGUUGCGGCUCUGCUGCCUACCGUUCUUGCAGCGGCUCAUCCUCAUGUUCACCACAACUCCGCAAGCCACAACUCCGCAAGCCACAACUCCACCGGAUCUGGUUGUACCGUCACCAAAUUCGAAGACAUUGCGAACGCCGUCAAGACUUGCACCGAUAUCACGCUCUCUAACAUUGCUGCUCCCGCCAACAGCCCCAUUGAUCUUCAGAGUCUCCAAAAGGGCGCCAAGGUCACUUUCGACGGCACAACUACCUUUGCCACGACUGUCGACAAGAACUUCGACCCCAUCAUCAUUUCCGGAAUCGACAUCACAAUCACUGGUGCUCCCGGCCAUGUUAUCGAGGGCAAUGGCGCCGUUUACUGGGAUGGCCUGGGCUCCAACGGUGGUGGUGACAAGCCCAAUCACUUCGUUGUUGUCAAGAAGACGACCAACGCCAAAAUCACUGACCUCAACAUCAAGAACUGGCCUGUCCACUGCUUCUCUAUGACUGGCAACACAAACCUUCUCGUGUCGGGCUUGGUUCUCGACAACUCCGCUGGUGACGCUCCCAACUCCAAGAGCGGUGGCAAGGCUGCAGCCCACAACAGUGACGGAUUUGAUAUUUCUUCAAGCGAUCGCGUCACUCUCGAAAACAUCAAGGUUCGCAACCAGGAUGACUGCGUUGCCGUCACCAGCGGCAACGACAUCACCGUCAACAACCUCUACUGCGACGGCGGCCACGGCCUCAGCAUCGGCUCCAUUGGCGGCAAGAGCAACAACACCGUAAACAACGUCGUCUUCUCCAACUCCGCCGUCGUCAACAGCUCCAACGGCUGCCGCAUCAAGUCCAACUCCAACACCACCGGUUCCGUGACCAACGUCACCUACAAGAACAUUACCCUUACCGACAUCGACACCUACGGUAUCGACGUUCAGCAGGACUACCUCAACGGUGGCCCGACUGGUCAGCCCACCAACGGUGUCAAGAUCGCAGGCAUUCACUUCAUCGAUGUCCAGGGUACCACCAAGGGCAGCAAGGCUUACAACUACUACAUCCUUUGCGGUGAGGGCAGCUGCUCUGACUUCACCUUCGAGAACACCAAGAUUACCGGAGGCGCCAAGGGCGGCUCAUGCAACUUCCCCGCCAGCGGAUGCCCUUCAUAA
Molecule: messenger RNA, 1164 nt
Organism: Colletotrichum truncatum
Lineage: Eukaryota; Fungi; Ascomycota; Sordariomycetes; Glomerellales; Glomerellaceae
Product: polygalacturonase 3
Biological process (GO): pectin catabolic process
Cellular component (GO): extracellular region
Molecular function (GO): polygalacturonase activity
Source: RefSeq, a predicted model, not a curated record